Molecule: messenger RNA, 4347 nt
Organism: Scleropages formosus (Asian bonytongue)
Lineage: Eukaryota; Metazoa; Chordata; Actinopteri; Osteoglossiformes; Osteoglossidae
Gene: vat1
Product: vesicle amine transport 1
Exons: 6
Coding region: 415-1782 (455 amino acids)
Biological process (GO): negative regulation of mitochondrial fusion
Cellular component (GO): mitochondrial outer membrane
Molecular function (GO): zinc ion binding; oxidoreductase activity
Source: RefSeq, a predicted model, not a curated record
ACUUUAAAAGCCUUUGUUCCAUCCCCCCGUUCCUCCCCAUUCCGGGUCCUGGACGCUCCCCUCCUCCCAUCUUUCUGUCUCUUGUCUGUCCACCUCGGAUCUCCUCGUCUCUCCGUCCUGCGUGCAGCCGCAGCGCAUCCAGGCAGCUCUUCUCUCUCUCUCUCUCUCUCUCUCUCUCUCCCUCCCCGUCCCUCCUCCUCCGCCGUGUCUCCGCACCUCAUGCUGCGCUGCUAGUCCGCCCUCCUCUUUCUUUUCAGCGCAUCGAGCUGCUGCUGCUGCUCCGCGAGAUCUGAUCUUCGAGAAUCGGCGGAAAGGAAGCGAUCGGAGGCUCCGAGCCGCGGCGCCCCUUCACUGCGCACACACACUGACUCAGGAUCGGCUCUACCCGAGUCGCUGUCCACCUUCCCUGCGACCAUGUCCGGCGAAGACGCACCUCCCCAGCAGCAGAAGCCCGAGGAGCAGUCGAAGCAGGAGGCCAAGUCGAGCGAGGAGCCCAAGGCGGCGGAGCCCAAGCAGCAGCAGCAGGAGCCCAAGGCGGAGCCCCAGGCUGAGACCCCGGCGGCCGCCGAGGCGACCGGCGCCGAGAAGCCCUCCGCCGCCGCCACCGCCUCCGAGGAGGAGGUGCAGUUCACCUACAGGGCCCUCGUGCUCUCCGGCUACGGCGGCUAUGACAAGGUGAAGCUGCAGGUGAAGAAGGGCAAGCCCGCGCUCAAAGCCGGGGACGUGCUCGUGCGCGUCAAGGCGUGCGGCCUCAACUUCGCCGACCUGCUCGGCCGCCAGGGGCUCUACGACCGGCUGCCCUCGCCGCCCGUCACCCCCGGCAUGGAGUGCUCCGGGGUGGUGGAGGCCGUGGGGGAGGAGGUCACCGACAGGAAGGUUGGUGACAAGGUCCUCGUGAUCUGCCGCAACGGGCUGUGGCAGGAGGUGGUGGCAGUCCCGACCGACCACACCUUCCUCAUGCCGGAGGGGAUGAGCUUCGAGGAGGCCGCCGCCCUCCUCAUCAACUACAUCACCGCCUACAUGAUACUGUUUGACUUUGGCAACCUGCGGCCCAACCAGAGCGUGCUGAUCCACAUGGCAGCCGGAGGUGUGGGCAUCGCCGCCACCCAGCUCUGCAAGACGGUGAAGGACGUGACCGUGUUCGGCACGGCAUCCGCCAGCAAGCACGAGGUCAUCAGCCAGGGUGGGGUCACACACCCCAUCGACUACCGCACCCGCGACUACGUGGAGGAGAUCCGCAAGAUCAGCCCCAAGGGACUGGACAUUGUCCUCGACCCCUUGGGCGGCUCGGACACCAACAAGGGCUUCAACCUGCUGAAGCCCAUGGGGAAGCUCAUCACCUACGGCGCCGCCAACGUCCUGACUGGGCCAAAGAAGAACCUGUUUGCCGUGGCCAAGAGCUGGUAUAACCACUUCUCGGUGAACGUGCAGAGCCUGAUGAACAGCAACAAGGCUGUGUGCGGCUUCCACCUGGGCUACCUGGACGGGGAGUUCGAGCUCGUCGCGCAGGUGGCCAACAAGGUGCUGGAGCUGUACGGCCAGGGCAAGAUCAAGCCCCGCGUGGACUCGACCUGGCACUUCGAGCAGGUGGGUGACGCCAUGCGGCGGAUGCAGGAGCGGAACAACGUUGGCAAGGUGAUUCUCCUCCCAGAGCCCAAGAAAGAGGAGGAGAAGAAGGAGGAGCCCAAGAAGGAGGAGGAGAAGAAGGAGGAGAAGAAGGAUAAAAAAGAAGAGAAGAAGGAGGAGAAGAAGAAGGAAGAGCCCAAGAAGGAGGAGAAUUGAGAACAGGGGUGUAGAGUUAGAUAAGGGGUCCAUGCCUCCGUUCUGGGGGGGGGGGGGGUUGUUGGGUUUUUUUAUUUUUAUUUUUUUAUUUUUAUUUUUUUUUUUUCCCUUUUUUUGGGGUGGGAAGUGGGAUGCAGCCUAAUUUUACGUCAGUCUGAGUCACCCAAACCAACUCUUGGCCUGGCCAGUCGUCCGCUGUAACGGCCGUCCAGCCCUGGCGUUCAGGGUCCUCCUCUGUCCACCCCAUGUGCUCGCCGCGUCUGAGCUCUCAUAUCUACCUGUAACGAUGCAAAAACUAACCACUGUGCUCUUCCCGGCCAGGCUGCUCUUACAUGUGCUGACGCAUAACAGAGAACCUCCCAGGACUCCGGCUAGCGUCCCUGGCUAGGGCGGACGACCGUUGCCGUGACGACCGUACUCCCACUCCUGCGGUGGCUUCACCCCCUCCCAUCACCCCAUUUUGCAUGACCUACACCGCUAUCAAAUCCACUCUGCCACACCCCUUCCCUCCUUCCCCACCCACUCAAGUUCUCUCACUCCCCCUCCCCCGGACGAUCCAGCCUCACGGACAAACCCACCCCUCCCCGCCCCCGAACCUGCCGCCGCCCACCUUCUGAUCCGCACAUUCCCUGAAAUUAGUGAGGACCCUGUAUCUGUCGUGCCGUCCAGCAUAACGGGUGAUGACUCAGCCUUGCAGAUGAUUGGCUGUUUUGCUCAGAUGUGACUUUACCGAGUCCCAGCCCUCGGAGCUGGAUUAUAGAAGCAACCUGAAAUCAAUCUGUCGAACUGACCGUCGCGGUUGCAUUCUGUUUCUUUCUCCUAGUUUCAGUGUUGUUACGCAGUGCUCCCUUAGAGUCCCGUACAGCUACGCGCGAAAAGUCAAACGGCAUCGAUGAAACGCAUUUCCGUGUCCCGGAAGGAGGUGCCACAUCGGUGCAGGAAAACGCGUGCCAAGGUGCGCGCCGUAAAUUGAGAGCAUUUCAGGUUUAAAAACAAACGAGAACAUUCCAAAUUAAGGCACACGCUGGAAUCUGGUCUCAUUGCCGCUGCUCCAGCUUUCUGCCCCCUGGUCUCCGCGACGCCGCUGUCCGCAGUCGGGGACGCGUGUCCUGCACGUAAGCCCCAGGUUCGCUUUUCUGUACCACCUCAUCUCCCUGCCUUUCGCUGCCUCCAUGGUGGUCGGCAUAGCAACAGGCAGCUGGGCACAUGUUGCUAAGGUCCGCUUUGUUGCUUCCUCCCUUCCGUCUGUCGGCGGACCAGUUCCGAAUUGGUGGAAAUGCUCUCCGUUCGGCCGCGGGCAGGCGACCCGUCGGAGGCAGGAAAUGAAGCGCACGUUCGUGACCCUUGGCCGCCCAGCGCAGGAGCGUGGGACAAAAGUCUCCGGAGACGUACCCUUCGAAAGCCUGCCUUGCGUCACAGUCAUCAAGCAGGUGGGCUUGCGGUUAAGGACCUUCGCUCCGCUUGGGCGAUUCGCGGUGUCGAAAGGGGGCGGAGACGUGGCAAAGAGCUAUCGUGUCGCCGGAACCUUCGAAACGUACAAAAACACCCUAACGUCGCAUCGCAAGCAGGUGAGGACGUUUAAAGGAGCAAAAGACGGUUGUGGGUGAACAGAGAUUUUACCAAGGUGACCGGGAUUUCCUGCGGUGAGCUGUCCAUCGGGCAAAGUAAAACAAGGUCCUGCACCCCCCUCUCCCUCCAUUCCCGCCCCCCGCAAGCUCUCGUCCACCCCCGUUUGUGGGUCCCGUCCGCUUUUUGGUGGAUCAGCGCAGACUGAGGUUUUUUGUAAAGAAUUUAAAAAAAAAAAAAUGUUUUUCGGAUGACUGACCUCACUCCUGAUGUGCAUGUUAGUGUGUCUGAGCCCUCAGGCGAUGUUUAACAAUAAAAUGUCCUUUUCUCCUCCUUUGAUCCCAUCCCUACUGCUUUCCCUCCAUUUUUCACCCCCCUCCCGCUGCACGCUGGUAUCUCCCAGCCCACCCUCCCCCGCUCACGUCUGAGGCCUGCGCCAAGACGGUUGGUUUAGGUAUAUCUUGCACUCUGCUUGCUGAUCCCAUUGCACACUCCGGGGUUGGAAAUUGCUUUGCGGGUUCGCGGCCUUUGGCUCCGGGUUCGAUCGCUGCGGGGAAGCUGCGUCUCCUACGCGUUUGGCCCUGUAGGAAACAUCCACAACCCCCGAGACACAUUUACGCAAGCGUUACCCCAAGCGCCGCGCAGCCCCGACGCGUUCCAACCCUGGUUUUGGGAGUGACUGUGCUGCGUAUGGUUCUGUUACCGUUCCGCUUGGUUCUUGGUGUUCCUGUGUGUGGUGGUUCCGUCGAGAGUACCGUGUGAGUAACAAAUGCUUAAAGUGAAGGAUGUUGUACUUUUAUAUCGUUUCCUUUGUUUUUGUUUCGUGACGCAAGGGUUUAAAGUUCAAAGUCGCUUGCAGUUAAUGGAAACCUCUUAACAUUCCUUUAACGUGAUUUUUCUGUUUGUUUGGUUCUGACCAAGUGUGCCAAAUUCUAAACUGCUUUGUCUACGCCUUAAAGACAACUGUGCAUUCAUUGAAGGGAAAAAAAAAAAAAAAAA